AUGGGCAAUCGAGGCUUAUGGAAUCAACAUAAGGAUGGAAAAUGGUACCGCUUCUUUGACGCGCCCCGCGCCAUCAUCUCUCCCGAAUCACCGGCGACGCUGCGAGUCCUCCAGCUCUGGGCCGCGGACACAUUCGACCUCACGCCGUGGGAGCUCGUCCCAUUCCCCUCGCCCCUGCACAGCGAUCUGGAAGUCGUCUACACGAUCGACAAGGACUGCGGGCUGUUGACAGUCGCGCAAUGGGAUAGCACCAACGGUGUCCCAUCCCGCCUGACCCGCCAGAUCAAGUUGAUUGAGAUCUACGAUCCUUCGAUUCGCACACUGGAUGCGGUUCUCGCCGAGAGGGGGAAUGUGGUUGAGCAGCUUCGCAUCCUGAGACCUCACCCUCCGGCUAUCCUUCCGGCCAUGAAUUGGACUAUCGAGCCGCCCACACCGCUGAACGAGCUCCAAUUCCGCUGCUUCGUCGACUUUGUCCGCCUGUGGCGGUUCUAUCUCGACGACCUGUCGGGUUGGCCGGAUAGGCUUCUUCUCCGGACGAUGGCGAUUGGGAUCCUGCGCAUCGCGGCGUGGGAUUUUGAGGUCCUGGUCGACACGGAAACAGCGGAUGCGCCUGUUACAUUCUCCUCGUUACCGCGAUGGUCAGCUCCCGCUGACGAUAUCUUCUGGUUUCAUGGGCUCCUUGUCACUUUGUACAGUCCUUUUGAGUCACUCGACCAAGCGGUCGAAAAUGCACAAGCCUACUUAAAGAAGGGUCAAUGCAGCACACCGACCGUCCGCGUGCUCCUCCUCUCGCUCAGCCACGUGACUCUCGUGGAAAUAUCCGGCCCCAGUGCGAAGUGCUCCCCAACCCUGCCUCUAAUAACCAACCCCUCGGCAAUCUACCCUUCCCCUGGAUUCCUGGCACUGGCCUCUCUCCUAACUUCCCAGCCUCGAACAAUGCCCUGGUCCGAUCGAGAGGAGUGGGGCGUGAACCUCCCGACAGAGAUCCUCGAGACCAUUGUCCAAGCCCUGCCGCCUAAAGACCUAGUCUCGUUUGCGCAGGCAUCGUUCAGAGUCGAAAAAUGGUACUAUGCCUCCUCGUCCUCCGUUCCCCAGCUAGGCGGUCUCUGCGUACGAAGCUUCGAGUUCUCACGGCCGUGCUGUGGCGAAGGCUAUCAGCCUACCGGGGAAAGUGUCACCUGCUCAACCUGUUACACAUGGUCUCACACGCCCUGUCUCAGUUUGGAAACUCUUCGACCCGGCGAGGUGUUCAAAUGUGCAAGCUGUCAGCAGAACGGGACAUGCGGCGAUUUAGAGGGCGGUGGGAUUCAUCGAACAUACCAGACGGGGCAGUCCACCAGGCGCACCGCGUGCAGGGUGGCUGUUGACGGGGCGACGAAACUGCUCCAGCUGCGCACAUCGGAGCCCGCUGCUCGGCGGGCUGAGUUGCGGGGCUCCACUAGUGGCGUGACGAUUUCUCCUGGCGAGACAAACUAUGCGAUCUGUUUCAAUGGGAUUCUUUCGGGGCUGGCGUAUGAGUUGGGUGAUUGUGACGAUGGAUGAGAGGGAAUUUCUCCGCAUCGGGGGUAGAGUCAGUCUGAUCGAAGGAAGUUCACACCUUGUUAGUCUGCUGGAUAGGGGAUAGGCAGGAAGAAUGACGACCAGAGAGAGAGUAGAAUAUCUCGAUCUGGCGAAUCACCGGGUCAAGCAGCAAGGAAAUGAUGUGUCGGCCGUUAGCUCCUCGGAUAGCCUCGUAUAGC
Molecule: messenger RNA, 1739 nt
Organism: Aspergillus uvarum CBS 121591
Lineage: Eukaryota; Fungi; Ascomycota; Eurotiomycetes; Eurotiales; Aspergillaceae
Product: PHD finger domain-containing protein
Exons: 2
Coding region: 1-1542 (513 amino acids)
Source: RefSeq, a predicted model, not a curated record